GCCGCCCACACAAACCGCUUUUGUGCUUUUCGAAGAUUCUCUCCAUCUCGUCGCCAACCCAUAUCCACGCCACACCAGUCGCCAUGUCGGACGCCAAGGACAAGACCGCCAACCCCAUGCGCGAGCUGCGCAUCCAGAAGCUCGUGCUCAACAUCUCCGUCGGCGAGUCUGGUGAUAGACUUACCCGUGCCGCCAAGGUGCUCGAGCAGCUGUCCGGUCAGACUCCUGUCUACUCCAAGGCCCGCUACACCGUCCGUACCUUCGGUAUCCGCCGUAACGAGAAGAUCGCUGUCCACGUUACCGUCCGCGGCCCCAAGGCCGAGGAGAUUCUCGAGCGUGGCCUCAAGGUCAAGGAGUACGAGCUCCGCAAGCGCAACUUCUCCGAGACCGGUAACUUCGGUUUCGGUAUCUCCGAGCACAUCGAUCUCGGUAUCAAGUACGACCCCGGCAUCGGUAUCUACGGCAUGGACUUCUUCUGCUGCAUGACCCGCCCCGGUGAGCGUGUUGCCAAGCGCCGCCGCGCCAAGGCCUCCAUCGGUUCCAACCACAAGAUCCACCAGACCGAGACCAUGAAGUGGUUCAAGAACCGCUUCGACGGUAUCAUCCGGUAAAUGUCUUAACUGACAUGUUGAGGAAGCGGGGAAGGCCGGUUGGAAACUUGUGAUUUACGAUGCAUCGAAGGGAGCCAAAAAUUUUUCUCCGCCCCAAACCCCAAAAGAAACAAAAAUCGGCCCAAUGUCAGACCCCCUCGUCGAUACAACCGGCCGGGCUCCUGAUCUUUGCGUCGGAUAUGGUGUUCUGAAACUCUUUUUUAUUCUCUCACGGCAACCAGGAUUAGGCGUGUUAGAGACAUGAAUUUACUACCACCUUGCAAAACUUUUUUGCGUUUCCCAUCCCUUUUCACAAUGAAGGCUGCACGAAAGGUGUUGUUCUCCGCAUAACCAUUGCUGAAAGGGCAUGGCUGGCUUCCGAGACUUUGCCGUCUCGGAUGUCAUGUCAUGACUCGCUUGACUUGGUCGAAUGAUCUCGUCAAAGAGUCGGUCUCUUUGCCUUCGAUGACCUGCCAAGGUUAUUGAGAUGUGCAAGAGUACCUCUAUCUGGCCUCUCUCUCUGUCUGUUGCUGUCUACACCUGGUGCCGCUCUUCUGCGUAGUCGUAGGUUCGCGUAGGCUCUCGUAGGAUUCCGUAGUAUACCGCGCGUGCCCUUCAUCAUCGCUGCACUAACCCUCUUGGCUUUCUCAGCGGCCGUUCUUCCAUUGGGAUCCACUUGAUAUGAAUUACAAGUCUAGAACUAUUCUUGGACUUCCAGCGACGCCACGGCCAGCCGACUCUCCAGUCGACGGUCCAUUGCCACUUAAUUCGUAUUGAUCACUCGGUCAUUUUGCAGCAAUCUUU
Molecule: messenger RNA, 1394 nt
Organism: Penicillium brasilianum
Lineage: Eukaryota; Fungi; Ascomycota; Eurotiomycetes; Eurotiales; Aspergillaceae
Source: the annotation of a GenBank genome assembly